Molecule: messenger RNA, 933 nt
Organism: Zophobas morio
Lineage: Eukaryota; Metazoa; Arthropoda; Insecta; Coleoptera; Tenebrionidae
Product: partner of Y14 and mago-like
Exons: 3
Coding region: 155-679 (174 amino acids)
Biological process (GO): exon-exon junction complex disassembly
Cellular component (GO): exon-exon junction complex; cytoplasm
Molecular function (GO): RNA binding
Source: RefSeq, a predicted model, not a curated record
AUUGACAGCAACCAUGGCAGUAGCAGUGUGCUAGUGGUGGAAAAGUGUGUUAUUGAAAAAUGUUUCAGUCGUAACAAGACAUAAACAACGAAUUUUGCUGCUGUUUGUUAAGUAGGACGUGAAUACAAAAGAAAUUCUUAACAGGAAUUUUAAAAUGUAUUCCAAUAACGUUGUGACUGAAAGCGGGGAUACUUUUAUACCUGCUUCUCAAAGACCUGACGGAACUUGGCGUAAAGCUCGCAGAGUUAAGGAAGGCUAUGUCCCACAAGAAGAAGUGCCAUUGUAUGAAAGUAAGGGCAAACAAUUCAUGAACAAAAAUACGAAACCUGAACCAGUCAAGCUAUCGACGGGAGAAACAGCACACCGUCCCAUUCCCGGGCUUUUUAUUAUAGAAGACAAAGAAAAAAAACAACCUAAAAAGAAAAAUAAAAAAGUUGAAGAAGUAACAAAGCAGCUAGAAAACACCACAAUUAGUGAAAAAACAAAAGACACACCUGCACAAACAGAUCCAGCUAAAAAGCUGAAAAAUUUGAAGAAGCGACUAAGGGAAGUGGAAGCUUUGGAAGAAAAAUUGAAAAAUGGUUUGAUACCGAAACCUGAGCCUGAACAACUUACAAAAAUACAAAGAAAAAACGACUUAUUGAUGCAAAUACGCGAGUUGGAAAAACAAAUUGGCUAAUUUUAUUAACAAGUACAAGUGUAAUGUUUUAUUAGGUAAAGUUUUACUCUCUUUAUUGGAUUAAGGGCGUCAAUUUUACUUGAUAGUGUCACACUGCCCACAAAUCAGUAAUUUGAACCUUUUGAAGCCCCUGAAUGCCAUAUACAAGGGUGCAAUAUUUAAACUUGGGCUUUGAAUGGUUUAAAACUCAUCCACUGUGAUAGUUUGUCCUGUCAUUUCAUUUUAAAUAAAAAUGAAAAUAAUUGCCGAUUUUA